Rhincodon typus (whale shark) is the source of this 1052-nucleotide messenger RNA. RefSeq lists its product as uncharacterized. Bases 198 to 917 code for a protein of 239 amino acids. The transcript is spliced from 5 exons. Lineage: Eukaryota; Metazoa; Chordata; Chondrichthyes; Orectolobiformes; Rhincodontidae. The record is from RefSeq and is a predicted model, not a curated record. Gene Ontology annotation, biological process: regulation of T cell proliferation; T cell receptor signaling pathway. Gene Ontology annotation, cellular component: external side of plasma membrane.
UGUCACACUGAGAUAGGAGCACAAAGACCAUCUCUGCGUUGCUGUGUCCGGACGGGUUCAGAGUUGAAGUCUUUCUGCACAAGACUCAGUUACAGGCUGAUUUCUCAUGCGUGAUUGUUCUCCAGUGUAAGAUUCGGCUGCUUAUCAAUUUCCUUCAGGCCCAAGGUCAUUGAGCAGCCUGUGACUGGAUGUGAAUUAUGGAUAUGAAACUCUCCAGUGUGACUGGAAUCAGCCUCUGGUUGUUAUUAAUUCAAGGAAGUCCAGCUCGUAGUGGGGUCCACCAGUAUCCUAAUUGGCUGGAGGUGGAGGAAGGGGAAGAAGUGGCACUGUCCUGCCACUUCAACCCAUCUGGUCACCCAUCACACCUGGUGGCCUUGCAGUGGGACCUGCCUGAAGGUGAGGUCUAUGUGAUUGUGCCUAGUAAUGUGACGGGGGGCAAGACCAGUGAGAGACUGGCACUCAAGGUGGACCUGCAAGCAAGGAGAAGCAUGUUGCGAAUCAGUGACGUCAACGCCAGAGACAGUGGCCUCUACGUCUGCAUUAUUGAACUCCUUGAGCCUCUGCCCAUUAUCCAGAUGAGGGGGAGCGGGACCCAGCUUCAUGUUGUACCAGGUAACAGGGUAAAUCAAGAGAGAAAGGAACGCAAACUCACCAAAAAUCUUUCCAGUAAUGGCACAAAUCCAGGAACAAAUGAGUCCAAAGUGAUCCUCAAAGUUACUGUGAGUGUGAUCGACGGACCAGUGAUGGAGCUCAGCUGUUUCCUCUUGUUGCUCUGCUUCAUUAGUCUUGUGAUGGUUGCUGGCGUCGGAGACUCCAUCCGGAUGAGGUGGGAAUUUUCCCGGAGAAACAACAUCAGGCGUCACAAGGGGAAGCUCGGGGAGGCUCGGAGAGGAGCCUCCCCAGUUCAGGUCAUGUAGAACGUGGCUUAGACCCAGGCUGGGUCCCUGAUCUCUCUGACCCUCUCCCCGACCCAGGCAAGGAGACCCCGGCAUUGGUAACGCUCCUCACAUUUCUGUCCCUCCUCUCCCCAUUCCCAAAUCCACUCCCUCUCC